AUGCCUCAAGAGAUCAAGUGUCCUACUUCUGAUCCUGCGAUUCAUAAUCAAAAGAGAGUUACCGGGGGUAGCAGGUCACAUAAGAAAAAAGGAAUGGAUGAACUUAAGCACAAAUUAUUUAAUCCCCCUUCGAAAUCUAAUGGUCCAUCCUCUAUAAACCAUAAUAAUGUGUCCGAAAUUUCUGAGACAGCCUGUCCCAGAAAAGUUAUCUAUGACAGUAUUGAUGAAGCCUCACAAUAUCUAGCUCAGUUAUAUGACAAAGCCAUCGAUGCCGAAGAUAGGCAAAUCGAGCUAAUCAGGAAGAAAUUUUAUGUUGGUGCCUCUACUAGAAGAAUUUCAGAGAUCAGCUUGAUGAAAUUAUCAGAAGCAAUAGUGGUAAAUUUGGUGAAAAGAAGGCGAGAAAAAAAAUUGCUUGAAGUAAAUGUACCAUCUAUAUCUCAAAUCAUUCCAGCUAAAGCAAAUGAUAAUAAUCUCACAGAUCUCAAGGAGGAAGAUUUCUGUGGUGGUGAG
Racocetra persica is the source of this 510-nucleotide messenger RNA. The record is from the annotation of a GenBank genome assembly. NCBI's taxonomy places the organism in Eukaryota, Fungi, Glomeromycota, Glomeromycetes, Diversisporales, Gigasporaceae.